GCGGCGCGACGGGAAGACGGACGACGCAUGUGCUUCUCGGGGAAGGGUGCGAGUGAGCCGACGGCAGCCACCCCUCGGGUGCAAGCCACCCCUGUGUGGUGUUCCCUCUAUAUGCGAGAUCGUUGUCGCUCGAUUCUGCGCCGUUGCGUGUUUCCCGCAGGGCGGCUCCUACCGUCUAAAGCUCUCUCUUCCUGGCGUUAUCGCGUUGUGCGCACCCCCGAGGGAUGUGUGCACAAAUGGUGGUGUAACGCGCGCGGUCGGUGUCGAAGGAGAGACGUAGCGUCUCGUGCGUGAGUGCGUACGUUCAACGUCGAGUCCCGAGAAGUCGAGACUGUCGAGAGGCGCUUUCCCUGACCCACAGCCAUCAGUCGCGAUGGUCACCGACAAUACCAGUCAGCCUGAUGACACGACAGCAUUUCUUCGCGCUGCUCGAUCCGGCAACCUCGAGAGGGUGGUCGAAUUUCUUGAUACCGACUUAGAUAUUAAUACAGCCAACUCGAACGGUUUAAAUGCCUUGCAUUUAGCUUCGAAGGAUGGCCACGUCGAGAUAGUAACCGAGUUAUUAAGAAGGGGCGCAAAGGUGGAUGCGGCAACGAAGAAAGGAAAUACCGCGUUACAUAUAGCUUCGUUAGCUGGUCAGUCUGAAAUAGUCAAUAUACUUAUUCAAUAUGGUGCCGCGGUCAAUAUUCAGUCGCAAAAUGGAUUUACUCCUUUAUACAUGGCUGCGCAGGAGAAUCACGACCAAGUCGUCAAGCUCCUGCUCAGUAACGGAGCGAAUCAAAGUCUCGCGACUGAGGAUGGAUUUACGCCGCUCGCCGUGGCGAUGCAGCAAGGCCACGAUAAGGUAGUCAGCGUUCUCUUAGAAAAUGAUUUGAAGGGAAAGGUCAGACUGCCGGCACUCCACAUCGCCGCGAAAAAAGACGAUUGCAAAGCCGCUGAUUUACUCUUACAAAAUGACCAUAAGCCCGAUGUGACAUCGAAGAGUGGUUUCACCCCCCUUCACAUCGCCGCUCAUUAUGGAAACGAGGAAAUAGCACGGUUAUUAAUAAAACGAGGAGCCGAUGUAAAUUAUUUAGCUAAGCAUAACAUAAGCCCGCUACACGUAGCGGCAAAGUGGGGCAAGAACAAUAUGGUUAAGAUACUGCUGGAGAACUCGGCGCAAAUCGAUGCCAAAACUAGGGACGGUUUAACUCCGCUACAUUGCGCAGCACGAUCGGGACAUGAACAGGUUGUCAGCACGCUUCUUGAAAAUUCUGCGCCAAUCAGCGCGCGUACCAAGAAUGGGCUGUCACCGUUACACAUGGCCUCUCAAGGAGACCACGUGGAUGCUGCAAGAGUGCUGAUGUACCAUCGGGCGCCAGUAGACGAAGUGACCAUCGACUAUCUGACCUCGCUUCACGUUGCCGCGCACUGCGGCCACGCUAGGGUCGCCAAAUUAUUACUCGAUCGUAAAGCCGAUCCGAACGCACGAGCUCUGAAUGGUUUCACGCCGCUCCAUAUCGCUUGCAAGAAGAACCGCAUCAAAGUGGUGGAACUCCUGCUGAAGCAUGGUGCAUCCAUCGAAUCGACCACGGAGUCCGGGCUGACUCCGUUACAUGUGGCCAGUUUUAUGGGGUGUAUGAAUAUCGUGAUAUUCCUACUGCAGCAUGAAGCCAAUCCUGACGUGCCAACUGUUAGGGGUGAAACACCCCUGCAUCUGGCAGCUAGAGCUAAUCAAACAGACAUUAUUCGAAUUUUACUAAGAAAUGGUGCCAAAGUCGAUGCUCGUGCAAGGGAACAGCAAACGCCGCUUCAUAUAGCCUCCCGAUUAGGAAAUAUCGAUAUAGUUAUGCUGUUGCUGCAGCACGGCGCGGCCGUGGACACCGCUACGAAAGAUAUGUACACGGCGCUUCAUAUCGCGGCGAAGGAGGGUCAAGAGGAGGUGGCGGCCAUUCUUGUGGAGAACAAUGCUUCUCUCAAGGCUGCAACGAAAAACGGCUUUACACCUUUACAUAUCGCGGCUAAAUACGGAAAUAUGAAUGUCGCAAAUAUACUCUUGCAAAAAGAAAGCAAACUCGAUGUCCAAGGAAAGAACGAUAUCACGCCCCUGCAUUUAGCAGGUCACUAUGAACAUCCAAACAUUGCGACUAUGUUAUUAGAAAGAGGAGCGUCGCCUCAUCUUUCGUCGCAAAAUGGACAUACUCCGCUACAUAUCGCUGCUCGCAAAAAUCAGAUGGACAUUGCCUCUACUCUCUUGGAGAGCGGAGCGAACGCAAACGCGGAAUCCAAAGCGGGUUUUACCCCGUUGCAUCUAAGUGCGCAAAAAGGACAUUAUGACAUGACGAAUUUGCUAAUUGAGCAUGGUGCCAAUCCCAAUUACAAAGCCAAGAACGGACUCACAGCAUUGCAUUUAUGCGCGCAAGAAGAUUUCAUUAGAGUGGCUUCUAUCUUGGUGAAAAACGGGGCUGACGUUGAGAGUCAAACAGAAACUGGUUAUAGACCGAUACACGUGGCUGCACACUUCGGAAAUCUAUCAAUGAUACGAUUUUUAUUGAAACAUAACGCCACGAUCGAUGUUAGAACUAAUCAGAAUUACACCCCGCUUCAUCAGGCCGCCCAACAAGGUCACGCUCAUAUCGUCACCGCUUUGUUGGAAGGAAACGCUUCACAUAAAGCGCGUACUAAUGAUGGCUUAACGGCACUGAACAUAGCACAAAAAUUAGGAUAUAUCUCUGUGAUGGAAGUGCUGAAGGGAUUGCCUUACGACAGUGCGACUCCAGAUAACAAAAACUGGGAGGAAAAGUACAAAGUAAUAGCUCCAGAAAGCUUGCAAGAAACUAGUUUUAUGUCUGAUUCGGAAGACGAAAAUGGUUCUGACGCGUUAAUUAACGAACAACCUUAUCGAUAUCUUACGGCAGAUUUAAUGAAGAGUCUAAGGGAUGAUUCGUUGCCUAUUGAUGUUACUAGGGAUGACCCGGUGCACAGACAAGUUACAAAAGAAGAAAGGCAAGAAUUUGCACAAAGCAAUAAUUACUGUUUAGCAGAAAAUUUUGAUAAUGACGGACUGAAUCUGGGGAAGCUGCACUUUAGGUCAUUUUUAAUAAGUUUUCUGGUUGACGCACGUGGCGGUGCCAUGAAAGGAUGCAGACACAGCGGUGUGCGUAUUAUUGUACCGCCUCGAAGAGCAACGAUGCCGAUUCGCGUAACGUGCAGACUAGUAAAAACAAGUAAAGUAGCAAAUCCGCCUCCUUUGAUGGAAGGAGAGGCCCUGGCUACUCGAAUUAUCGAGAUGGGUCCAGUGGGCGCGAAAUUUUUAGGACCUGUCUUAAUUGACAUACCGCACUUUGCAUCUGUUCGCGGAAAAGAACGAGAAAUUAUUAUUCUGCGAAGCGAAAAUGGAGAAACGUGGAAGGAACACGAUAAUUCUGCGGAUAAUGACGAUACUCUUCUUAAUACGCCUUAUGAUCCUCAGAUGAGCGUAGCAUACUCGAACAGAAUUAUUCGCAUAACCACCACAGAUUUCCCGCAGUAUUUCGCUAUCGUAACGAGAAUCAAGCAAGAAGUUCACGUUAUCGGCGCCGAGGGUUGCAUUUUGUUAUCAAGCGUGGCGAACAACGUGCAAGCAGUUUUCCCACCGGGAGCGUUAACGAAAAAAAUCAAAGUCGGUUUACAGGCGCACGUUAUUCCGUCUGAACUCACGGCCAAACUACUCGGCAAUUGCGUUGCCGUUUCACCGGUGAUUACUAUCGAACCCAGACGACGGAAGUUCCACAAACCAAUAACCCUUACGAUUCCCGUACCGCAAGCCGCGAACAAGGGAAUGAUCAAUCAAUAUGGUGGAGAGACACCUACGUUACGCCUCUUGUGUAGCAUUGCGGGUGGAACCAACGAGUCACAAUGGGAAGAUGUUACUGGAUCAACGCCGUUAACCUUCAUGAACGACAGAGUGUCGUUUACCACUACCGUUUCAGCACGAUUCUGGUUGAUGGAUUGCAGAAAUAUUGCCGCAGUACCGAAAAUGGCAACGGAAUUGUACGAAGCAUCCUUACAUGUGCCAUACAUAACGAAUUUCAUAAUAUACUCAAAGAGAAUGGACAUAUUGGAAGCUACGUUGCGAAUAUUGUGUAUGACCGAUGGCAAAGAAGGCAUGCACACUUUGGAAAGGCAAGAAGAAUUUACGGAAAUUGUCAAAAGCCGCGAUGUUGAGGCUCUUGACGGAAAAGAUCUUUAUAUCGAAUUUAGUGGAAACUUAGUGCCAGUAACAAAGUCCGGUAUGCAGUUGAAGUUCACGUUUAGGGCUUUUCGGCAGAAUCGAUUGUCAUUCCAUGUUAAAGUAAAAGAUCCAUUAUUGGAUCCAGUAGCGAGGAUGUUGUUCAUGCGAGAACCGAAAGUUGCUAAAGGAGAACCACCUCAGCAGCCUAUUUGUGUAUUAAAUAUUGUCCUUCCCGAUACUAUUGUUAAAAAUGAUAAACAAAAGAGAUUAAAAGGUUACAAAGAUUCAAAUAUCAUAAAUCAAAAACUAGAUUAUUAUAAAUCAAAGUACGAAAUGGAGCAAAUGGAAAAAACUGAUAAGCCUAACGAAGCCUUUUCGCCAACAGAAAAGAAAUUCAUAACGGACACAUUGCAAAAGGAACAAACAGAUGCCGCUAUCCACGAAUCCUUUGCACAAAAAGCGGCUUGUCCCCUAGAAUCCGUAGAUGCUAGUUAUCCCAAUAAAGUAUGCGCCGGUCAGUCGGAAUCGGAUCUGUCGCCUGAUCUCGAAAGGCAAACGUACUCGGAGAAGCGUAAAUUCUGGGAGGAUAUUUCGAGGAAACGCGAUAUCUAUCAACGAUCUGAAUCCGAGAUCUCGAGGACCUCUCAAUUAACUAUUAACGAGAGCGACAGCGAGUCGUGUCAGCCGAAUAUCGCGUCUGAGGAGGGUGAUGGGACCACGGAAGGCAUCUCGGACGUCAUAAGGUCGGAAACUAUAGAAGAUAUUAAUAUGCCGGACAUCUCGGAAUGUUCGGUGGCAGAGAAGGCGCAUUACUUUGAAGAGCAAAUACAGAAGGAAAUGGUAAAGGGCACACCAAGGAUACACCAGCAAGACUCGUCCAAAUCCGAAAAAGACUCCUCCAAGUCCUCUCUCAAGGGCAAGUCGAUCGACGAUCAGAAGAGUCGCGCGGAAAAGAGUCCGGUGGAAAUGACGAAGGAGAAGAUCGAUAUCGAGGAGAGACACGUGGCGGAAUCGAGAGAAAUACACAAGAUUUUGAAAGCUGCUACGGAAAGCGAUAAAUGGACGAAGGAGACGCGGAAGGACCUAAAGGAUCAAAAGAAAAACGACGACGACAAAGAAGUACGUGAAGAAGUCCAAAAGAUAACAACUCAGCCGGUGAUGGAGAUUUGCAAGGAAUUAUUAAACAAGGAAAGAGAACUCGCUGAGGAAACACAGAUGAGAUCGGUCGCACAUAUCCCAGAAGUUAGCUCGAAAAAGAAAAUAUUUGAGACGGAACAAAUGGACGUUAAAACCAAGUCAUUUUCUCUGGAUGAUACAAAGGAAAUCGAUCAAUUUCUCGAAGAAGAAAGGCGAAUCCUCGAAGAAGAGGAAAUGGAAAGAAAGAAAAUGUUUGCUGAUAUUGGUUUUGACGAGAAGAGCAAACCUAUAAUUGACACGGACGUCAAACAGACGAAAAAAGAAUUCGAAUCUCGCAUCCCAAUUUCUACGGCAAUGGCUGAGAAGGAUAAAACCCAAAAGGAAGGAAAAGGUAAAAUAUUACUAGAGAAACCCGAGGAGAAACCGUUAAAAGAUUCUUUCACGGAGAAAGGAAAAGAUAUUCCUUCGCCAUCUAGUAAGAAGAAGGAAUUUGAGUCGCGUAUACCUAAACGUAUUACGGAAGGAACAACAACAAAGGAAAAGGAAGGAAUAAAGAAAGAUUUUCCGGGGAGGAAGGAUGAGACUAUUAUCGUCACCGAGAAGAAGUCCAGUGAGGAAGUUACUUCGCAUGAAGAACGUUUGACCACAAAGAGUAAAACUCAGACUUUUUCUAAGACCUUCACCGACGUGCAGGAUGCGUUUAAGAUGUUCGAGGAUAUAAGCGCAAUGAGAGACAAGGACUUCGAUACAGUUACUUCGAAGAUUGAUACCAAGGCUACUAGUAAGGUGGAGAAGAAAGAGGUACUUUCGUCGAAAAUAUCCAGCGGCGAGGAUGAAUUUAUAACUCACGAGGAGAAGGAGAAAGUGGAACAAAAAGAGUCAUCGGAAUCUAAGCUGACUAAGGAGUCACCGGCUGAGACUCUAGAAGAGAAAAGGAGUAAAAGCAAAGAGGUGGACGAGACUGCUGUACAGAAAAUGUCUAUGAAUGUUACAGAAGGCAAGAAAGUGAUAGAUGCAAGCGCUUCUGAGUCCAAAAAGAUGAGUAAUAGAGAAGAAUUAUUUAAAUUACUAGAGGACAGCGAGGGAACUGCGACGGAAAAAUCUGGAACUAGUAAAGACAGGGAAAGCGAUGUAGAUGUAGCAAUUAGGAUCCAAAGGGACGAUACAAAGAAGGUAGAGGAUAUUAAGGAAUUGCCUAAAACAGCUAAAUUCGAAGAGAUAGAUUUGGGAAAGGUUGAAAUGGUCGCGCAAGGACAAUCUUACAGAGAGAGCUUGGAGAGUUUUAAGGUUGAACAGUUUGUACCUAGUCAAAAGGACAAGACGGAUUUAACUGAAAAGACUAAAAAAGACGACGAAUUUUCGAGUAAAGAAGCAUCAAUAUCCUUGGAGAAGAAAGAACAAUUAAUGGCCAAAGAAAUCGAAGCGCGAAAUCUAGCGGAAGGUUUGAUACAGUCGAUUGAGAGUGAGAUUGAGAAAAGAUCGUCGACAUCAGAAUUAAAACCACAGAUGUUGAGUAAAGAAUAUUUAGAUCAGUUAAUUUCAGAGAGUAGCGAUACUGAUCACGAGAAACUGGCGGAUGACUUAACAAAACAGUUUGAAAGUAUUAUACAGAAAGAUCAACAAGUAAUAGAUCGUCCAAUUACGGAAACAGCAAAGAUAUCUAUGCAAGAAGAAAUAUUCGAGAAAGGAUAUACCAGAGAUAGUAUAAGCGAAGACAUAACAAAAGAUGAAGAAUCGUCACUGCAUGAUAAAGAAGAAAGUUUACAAUCAUCUUCGCAAGCAAAACUUGAGGACAGAGACAUCACUAUCAGCCCCAGUAGUAUAUCUGAGCAAAUGGAACUCGAAGAAACUCUUGACGUUGAUACUGGAGAAUUAGAGGAUUUAUCUAAGCCUGCGUCCAGUCCACAUUCCGAUAAACUUCGUUCGGAUAGAUCGAGCGGUCAUAUCGAGCCACUUCAGAAGGAUGUCAGUUUGCCGAAAGACAAAAUGAUGUCGGAUAUUUCGGGCGCUAGAGUACUCGAGAUUUUGGAACCAGGCGCAGAUAGUCGACAGGAUUCGGUUGAUGUACCGUCCUUGGAAUUAGACGAGUACAGAGUAUCCGAACAGACGAGUAGGGACGUACCUUCCUUACAUGAAAGUGUAGCUGUAGAUUCUUUAGAGAAGAUCGGUCAGGAGAAAGACGUGACUGUCAGUUCUAGCACUGUUCUGUCCGAGUACGCUAAUGUAGACUAUCCUCCGAUUCAAGAGCAUGUUUUAUCUCCGACUGUUCCAUCAAGAGAAUACGACUCAGGGGACAGACGAAGAGCGGAUAGUUUUGAAAUUGAGAGUCCACCGAUGGUUUCACCAAGGGUAAAACAUGUAAGCGAUCUAGAUAUCAAGCCGGUGGACUGGAUGAUCGGCGAUGAGAAGAUUGAGAUAUCAGAAGUAUUACAGCCUUCUCAGGUAUUUAAUCAGGAGUUAGAAGAGUAUGAAUCGUCUUUAAGACGUACCCGUACGUCCUCGCAAGAUGAAUCCGUGGACCUGGAACAAGAGUCUGUAACCAAGUCUUCGGAGGAAAUCAGUGUGAUCGAAUCGGAAGUUAAAGAAUCGGUUGCCGGUGACGUUGCGACUACCACAUCCAAAAUAACAAAGUUUACCGUGACUCCAGUGAUCGAGCCGGACUUUGACAGUGAACUAAUAGAAAAUAAAUUAGAAAUUUCUUGUCAAGAGUUGGUCGAUGCUCUACAACGUGAACACGAUGCUAAGACGCCAACAGACGAAUUGGUGGCUAGUAUACGACAAUCGAUACCCCGUGAAGAUUUUGACUGGGAAACAAGUAUUACCGAAGCUGUUACGGAAACGAUACCUAUAAAAGAGGAGGAAGCAAAAGAUUUAACUAUGGAAAUUGCAAAAAUAAACGCUGAAGAAACAAGUAAAAUAACUUCUAUUGACAAGACAAUAAAAGAGCAAGAAGCUACUGCUGAAGAAACUGCUGAGACUAAAGAAAUUCAGAAAGAAGAAUCGGAUCUACCAAAAUGUGCGAGAGUUGAUGAUGUGCUAAAAGAAUGGACAGAGACUUAUUUGGCGAAAAUUAAACCUCCCAGUGAAGAAUACAAACGACAUAUGGAGAAAACCACCGAAAAGCACGACAAACCCAGCAAAUCGACGACUGCUCCUUCCGAUACUUGUGCCUUGAAAAUAAAGAAAGAUGAUCUUCAAAGCGUCGAUUUAAGCGCGCGAUAUGCGAUAACGGUGCUGGAUCAAGUGGUAAAAAAAGAAAUCGCUGAGGUGAAAGAGUCCUUAGAAGCAGCUAAACAAGACUUGAUAGAAGAAUUGAGCGAAAACAGUCAGACAGUGUUUCAGAUUAAAGAUUCGCCUUCAGAGUUUCAGUUCAAACUCCAACCGGAAUCCAUCCCAAACGAUUUACCGUUUUUGUACAAACCACCGUCCAUCGAACAUGUUUCUACGGAAGCUGAAUUGGAAGCCGAAACUGAAGCUACUACGCAAAGCGAAAAAUCAAUUGUAAAAACUGAAACAUUCGACGAAGCAAAGCAGGAAGAUGACAAAUUAUCUAUCCAAGCAACUGCCGACAUCAUUGAAAACAAACCAACGGAUGUAAUUAAAGCACCUGAAAUCGACAUCGAGAAGCACGAAGAAGAAGAAACUAUAAUAACCGUUGAGGAACAACAGGAGGAAGAAGAUGAAGGUCGUCCCAGUCCGCUUCCUAUCAGUAGAUCGUCAGAUGUUGGUUCGGAUAUGGAUAACAGAGAUGACAGCUACUCCUCCUUGGCACCACCCCAUCCGGCACCUAGAAGACGACAAAAACCGUCCAGGAUAGCGAAGAGAGUUAAAACCUCGGAGAGCGAGGCCGAUGUCGGUUCGAGUUCUGAGAGUAGCAACUACCAGUCCUGUGACUAUGAAAUUGGCAGUGGAAGCAGACCCAGUUCGUCCGAUGUCGAGGCAUUACAAUCCGCCGUGGGUGGCGUGCAAUCCGGGACGGCGUCGGAAUAUGAGACGGCGAUGAUGUCUGUCGAAUAUGAGAGGUCAAAGACAUUACCAACAUCGCAAGAAUAUCAAACUGCAGCAAGCACGUUGAGCUCUCACGAAUCCAUGAAGUCCUUGAAUUCUCUCAGUUCGGGCCAUCUCGGCAGCAUUGAUAGUACCAGUGAGCUGUCAGAGACAUUGGUACCUUCGGAGGAAGCGGACGUGGAUGCGGACGAAAUAGAUGAAAACCUAGAGAGCGCGUUGGACGCGGAACACGAGAUGGCCGAGGUAUCGGAUUCCUCUGGCAGCGAAGAAAUACCAUUGGAUGAAACCAUAGACAAAAUCGACAGUCAUAUACCAUGUGGCAUGAAACGUUCGUCUGAGAUGAUUUUCCAACAGAUUAUAGACGAUAGUAUGAACAUAGAAGCGGAGUCUAUGGCCGAAGUGUUGGAAGAGGAUCAAGUUAAAAUCAUGGAUUCAGCCAUUUUAGCCUCUAUGGAUGCGCCCAGAGUGCUUGAAUCCGUAGACAUAAUGACGCGAGUUACAAGGCCCAGUGACAGCGAAGAGCCCGAAGAAGAAGAGAUGGAAGAUUUAAAAGUACAAAGAGAUGCAGAAAAGGAUAUAGAGGCAACGGAUGUGAAAACAGAUUUGGAACAGAGAUUGGAUCACGAGAUGAUUGAAGACGAGAGUCUCGAACCAGUAACAUCCGUCCAUGCAAUGCUGCAGCAGGCCAGCACGUCUCUAUCCUCAACAUCAGGCAUGUCCUUCGACACAGUUAUAGAAAAGGAUUUGGAGAAGGACAAGUCCGAGCGUCAUUCACCAGAUAGCGAUUCGUUCGAGCUCGUCGACAAGCCUGACAUCAUCGAUGACUUUGUGGUGAUCGAAGAAGUCGGACGUGAGGCGGAGGAGUUCGAUGCCGAAGGUAAGAGCAUUCGCAUUAGCUCGAUACCUCAAACCACCAACAAACAGUACGACCGCGAUCUAGAGAAAAUGAUAGCGGAAAGUAAAGAGGACACGAAAGUAUCAACGAGUCAAACAUCGAGGAAAGAUGAUCUGUUUGAUUUCGAGACCGAGGAAAGCCCGCCUCAGGUGUCAAACGAGGACCAAUCUCAAUCUUAUUCUGACGAAGAGCAGUACGAGAAUAAGAAAUGGGUAGAAAUGCAGUUUCAUGCAGACGCGCGGGGCUAUGAGAUCGAGCAGUACGACCGUGGACCGUUGGAAGAUAUUAAGGAAGAGGAGAUCACUGAUUUUGAAGCCGGCAGCAGUAGACUCGGCAGUUUAGGCAGUCACAAAGAAUCUAUAGGCAGUGUGGGAAGUAUGCGUGGUAGCUUUGGUAGCACACCAGACUAUGAUGUUCUAGGGAAGAAAUAUUUCAAUAAACCUACGGAACACGAUGCUGCGUCUUUAACCUCGCUACAGGAAUUCGAGCACUUGGAGAAUACCGUGGCGGCUGAGAACUCGCGCAAGUUACAAUGCGGUUCGCAGGAUUCCAGCAGCAAUAACGGCAGUCUUCCGAGAAGAUAUACAACUCGUUCAGGUCACGGCGAUGACAUCUCGUUGUCCUCACUAAAGGACUUCGAGGGUUUAGAGAAAGCCUGCAGAGAGGCUCAUUUGAUGGAGCUACGGGCUCGCGAAGAAGAGGAAUUACUCGAACAUGAAAGUCCAGAGAACAAAUUCAAAUUGGAAAAUCUACCUCGUUCAAGGACGGAGACUAGUGCGCCUGGAUCGGUCAACCCUAGCACUUCCGGAUCAGAUGACUACGAAAAGAGGAUAAAAGAGAUUGACGAGAUAAUACGCCUCGCGCAGUCCAACGUGGAGAAACUUGAACGACAAGAUGAUACCACGGAGGACAUCUCGCAGCUCGAGAUUACCGAUGCUGAGAAAGCCACCGCUCAAUUAAUUCCGGAAACCCUUCCAGAAGAACUCGAGGCACAAACGGUUCAAAAGGAAAGCAAUAUUAUGGAAACCAGUACGGACUCUCUAGAGCUGGAAGAUGCAGACAAGAAACAUCACCAGAUGUGUCGAAGCUCCGAUUCUCUAGAGAUGAAGACGACCCUUUCCAAGGACUUUCCAUCCUUAAGCUCGGAUUCGUUAAACAAUAUAAAAGACACAAAAGAAACCGCCGAGCAAUAUGGUGGCAGCACAAGACGCAUUUCUUCGGAUUCUCUUGAGAUGCCUUUGUUAGAGCAACAGGAUGUCGGAACAUCCGAGAGAAGCAGCGACAGCAAUGGACGUCACGCAGAAGAAGAAACAGAGGUUGACCGCUCCCUCGAACGGACAGGAAGGAACGGUAAAACGAAAACGUCACCAAGUAGCGGUACAUAGGACAAUUUUCGUGGAUAAGUGGACCAUCAGGAAGAAUUUUUGCCACGGUUUCAUAAACAUAUUACCGAAUAACUCAAGAAGCUUUAUAUGUAAAACACAUUAAAUAUAAUGUACUAAAGAACCAGUGCAUUGUGGAUAUACAAAAUACUACUACAUUUUGUCCUUGUUUUACGCAAUGUCUUCUGAUAACAUUUACAUUAUGCUUAGGUAAGAUAGUUGCUAUCUUUAAAAUAUAAUAUUGUUGCGUGAGAUAAGAAAGUGAGGAGACGCUUACUUGUUUGCCAUUAUUUGGACAGACGCAUUUGUUAUAAUAUUUCUUGCUAUAUUCGUCAUAAAACGCAAACAAUUUUAAUUGUUUUUGAAACAUUUACAUAUAUUAAGUUGCAUUUUUUAAACACAUACUUUGAAGUGCUACUUACAUAUUCUACUUGUAUUGUAACGCGUACGCGUGCGCGUGAUGCUGUACUAUUAUAGCGUGUUUUAUAAACAUUUUGAUUAUGGAAUGUCUUUGUGGAAUGCGCUUUCGUAAAAUUUUAUAAUAUAUUUGACGUACCUCGUAUCGUGUAAUGAUUUCAAGCAAGACGUUUGCAAAACUCAAAAAUACAAUAAUGCUAUCUUAACGCAUGUUUACAAAGGAGGACAGAUACAUAAUAUCUAAAUAGAAAAUUUUAUAUGCGAAUAUAAUAUUUAGGACACACACAUUACAGAAAGUAGCAAAUAUACUUUUUCUAUUUAAAUAAUUCCAAUAAUUGUUUGAUAAUUUAUUGUAUUUGUUUUUCUUAUUAAAUACAAAGUUACUGUACAUGUUAUCAAUUAUGUUUACAUAUGUAUUGUAUAUUAUUACAAGUUAUAAUAAUGUGAUUUAAAAAGUUUGUUUCCUUAACGAUGAAAAUAUACAUCUGUGCAUUAUCUGAAA
Messenger RNA from Solenopsis invicta (red fire ant), 12533 nucleotides. Its product is annotated as ankyrin-2. The record is from RefSeq and is a predicted model, not a curated record. The transcript has 28 exons. Bases 374 to 11617 code for a protein of 3747 amino acids. Gene Ontology annotation, molecular function: protein binding. NCBI's taxonomy places the organism in Eukaryota, Metazoa, Arthropoda, Insecta, Hymenoptera, Formicidae.